Messenger RNA from Pseudophryne corroboree (corroboree frog), 1972 nucleotides. Its product is annotated as oocyte zinc finger protein XlCOF8.4-like. The transcript has 5 exons. The record is from RefSeq and is a predicted model, not a curated record. Gene Ontology annotation, biological process: regulation of DNA-templated transcription. Bases 212 to 1537 code for a protein of 441 amino acids. NCBI's taxonomy places the organism in Eukaryota, Metazoa, Chordata, Amphibia, Anura, Myobatrachidae.
GGAACGCAAAACCAGGAAGUGAGGGGGCAGGGAAGAACUAUUAUUCAGAAUCUCGUUCCUGUCACUUGUGGUACAUAGAGGGAAGACUUCUACAAUGUAUCACUACAGGCUGGAUCUGUAAGAAGCCAUACAGCGCGUUUACUGAACAGAAGUCACAUGAAGCUAACACCUGUCUAUGAGUUAAAUAGUCGUAUGUGCAUCAUUUAAAGUAAUGAGGAUGGACAGAGAGAGGAAUUACACGGUUGACAGGAUAUUAAGCCUCACCCUGGACAUCAUUUUUCUUCUUACUGGAGAGGAUUACACACUUGUGAAGAAGUCAAGUGAUCAUAUCCUACAUAGCAGCCGUCGCCAUAUAACAGGAAUAUAUAGAAGGACCAAGAGUCCCAUCAUGGUGCCUCCACCUCACUCGCUGAUACAUGAGAGAGACAUUGAGCAGAAGAUCCUGGAACUCACCAACGAGAUCAUUCAGCUGCUGACUGGAGAGGUUCCUAUAAGGUGCGACGAUGUCACUGUCUAUUUCUCCAUGGAGGAGUGGGAGUAUAUAGAAGGACACAAGGGUCUGUACAAGGAUGUGAUGUUGGAGAAUCACUGGCCCCUCAUAUCACCAGGUUUACCUUAUGAUGCUGAAAAUAAAUGUUUCUCCCCUAAUUCUAAGGAGGAUCCAGUCUUAUGUGAUGGAGGAGACCUCACACACCCUGGCAAUUAUACAACCACAGGUCAUACACAACAUACAUCUCAUAUUAAGGAGGGAUCAGCCUCAUGUGAUGGAGUAGACCUCACACACAGUGACAUGUAUACACCCACAGGUCAUACACAGUAUACAUCUCAUAUUAAGGAGGGAUCAGUCUCAUGUGAUGGAGGAGACCUCACACACACUGACAUGUAUACACCCACUGGUCAUACACAGUAUACAUCAACUCAUGUGAAGGAGGAAUCAACCUCAUGUGAUGAUGAAGAAGACCUGACACACACUGACAUGUAUACAUCCACAGGUGUUACCCAGUAUACAUCUACUCAUAUUAAGGAGGAACCGGUCUCAUUUGAUGGAGAAGACCUGACACACACUGACGUGUAUACGCCCACAUAUCAUACACAGUAUACAUCUACUCAUAUUAAGGAGGAACCAGUCCCAUGGAAUGGAGAAGACCUCAGACACACUGACAUGUAUACUUCCACAGAUGGUACAAAGGUACAAUAUACAUCUACUUACCAAACUGCACAUAUCGCAGGUCAGACAUGUUACUGCUCUGAGUGUCAGAAAAGUUUUACUAAAAGCUCAGAUCUUCUCCGAUACCCAAUUGUCCAUAAAAGUCUCCGGCCAUUUAUAUGUUCAGAAUGUGGGGAAUGUUUUUCAACGGUUUCGCGUCUUGCUGUGCAUCGGAGAAUUCACAAAGGAAUGAAGGUCUACCCGUGCACAGAGUGUGGGAAGUGUUUUGGCUGCAGGGCCCACCUCACCCUGCACCAGCGAACUCACACGGGAGAGAGGCCCUUUUCCUGCCAUGUGUGUGAAAGUGCUUUAACCGUAAUGCCCAUCUGACAGUGCACCGCAGGAUUCACACGGGGGAGAGACCCUAUUGCUGCGCUAUCUGUGGGAAGUGCUUCAACUGCAGUGCAAGCCUCAUUGUCCAUCGGCGCAUCCACACUGGGGAAAAGCCCUAUCCCUGUCCUGAAUGUGGAAAACGCUUCAUUACUAACUCAGACCGGACUAAGCACCAGAAGGUCCACACGGGCGCUAAGCCCUUUAUAUGCUCCAGCUGCAGUAAACCUGACUAAGCACCAGAAAAUCCAUGCCAGAGGGAAGCCAUUUUGUUGCACAGUUUGUGGAGAAAGUUUUGCCCACGAUGCACUGCUGGCACGGCAUUAUAUGACGCACACAAAUCAAUAACCUCACUUACUGGACGUGGUUAACUUUUAUAUGUAUGAAAAAUGGUCUCAAAAAAGAGCAAUGUUUCAUAAAGUAAAUACUUUGCAU